AUGACGGCAGAGGGGACUCAGGUUCGGGGCGGGAGGCGACGAGGAGCACGAGGAGGAGGAGGCGCAAACGGAGGAGGGAACAAGAAGGGUUUGGGGGGGGGACAACCGCGGAAGGACACAGGUGCACGAGUUGUGCACAGGGACAAAGACCUGGCGAACAACUGCGUGGAUAACCUCAUGCUUUCUUGGUCGGAGGAUGAUGAGGAGGAUGAUGAUGAUCAAGCUGACGAGCAAAGUCAUCAUCAACAUCAAGGGCGGCUGAUGACGAGGAUGAGGACGACGACGAGGAUGAUGAUGGCGACAGGCAUGACGAAUGAAGAGGAGGACAAGACGGCGGACGACUCAAAAGACGAGGAGGUGUGGCAGCGCAGGCAGAAGGUUAUGGAAGAGACAAUGGAGGCCGAAUUGCACGACAUAUUAGAACAAGAAGCAAACGUCUCCGGGGGAGGAGGACGCACGCCAGCGCCAGCGCCAGCGCCAGCGCCAGCGCCAGCGCCAGCGCCAGCGCCAGCGCCAGCGCCAGCGCCAGCGCCAGCGCCAGCCAUCAUCGCAACAAGGAAAAGGAAAAGUGGGCAGGCGCCCAUCAAUGUUAUGAAUCAUGAACAACAACCCCAGCAAGCCGUCGUCCGCCGUUCAACACGGCUGCUGCUAUAUCAGGGGACCCCGGCGGCUGCAUCAUCAGCACGAGGUGCAAAUAAAGAUGCUGUCGAUGCAGCAGCAGCAGCAGCAGCUGCUGCACGGCGGCAGGCUGCCCUGCAGCUGGUGCUGGCAAAGGCAUGCAGCCAUAAGGCAGUGGCCUUUAAAGUGGGCAAGGGGAUUGAGGCACUUGCGGAUCGGUAA
Molecule: messenger RNA, 840 nt
Organism: Volvox carteri f. nagariensis
Lineage: Eukaryota; Viridiplantae; Chlorophyta; Chlorophyceae; Chlamydomonadales; Volvocaceae
Exons: 1
Coding region: 1-840 (279 amino acids)
Source: RefSeq, a predicted model, not a curated record